This is a messenger RNA of Schistocerca cancellata (South American locust), 888 nucleotides long. RefSeq names its product trypsin-1-like. The record is from RefSeq and is a predicted model, not a curated record. Lineage: Eukaryota; Metazoa; Arthropoda; Insecta; Orthoptera; Acrididae. Gene Ontology annotation, molecular function: serine-type endopeptidase activity. The coding region runs from base 32 to 781 and encodes 249 amino acids. Gene Ontology annotation, biological process: proteolysis. The transcript has 6 exons.
GAUACCUUGUCAGAGAGUGAUUUUGACGAAAAUGAAGAGCUUUCUGAUAAUUUGUAUCUUCCUGAUAGCGACGGCCACAGUGUCUGGACACGGCGGCCGCAUCGUGAACGGCAAACCGGCGGCGGACCACGAGUUCCCGGCGCUGGCGUCUCUGCACGUGAACGGCAGCCACUACUGCGGCGCCAACGUGCUCUCCGAGUACUGGCUGGUCACCGCCGCGCACUGCGUCGCCACUAGCGUACCGUCUCAGCAGUACAUACUAGCUGGCACAAACUCACAGACCAGUGGAGGGUCCAUCCACCAAGUGGAGCAGAACAUUGUACAUGUGAACUAUACUGGUCUAGUGGGCUCAUCUGCAGAUAUAGCAUUGCUGAGGGUGUCUUCUCCGUUACCUGUGGAUGGAGUAACCAUCUCUACUGUGACACUGCCAGUGCAGGGCCAGGAGGUGGAGGAUGGGGCGAAUGCAGUCGCCGCUGGAUGGGGCAAACUGUCGUAUGAAUAUGGGAACGAUACGCUGGCGCCAUGGCUUCAGAAAACAAACUUAACCAUCGUCAACAACACGGAAUGUCAGAAAGAAUACAAAUUUGAUAAAAUCCUACCAGAGCACAUUUGCGCAGCUGACCGGUAUUCCGGGAUUUGUGGGGGUGAUUCUGGGGGACCUCUAUACGUGAACGAGCAGCUUGUGGGCCUGGUUUCGUUCAGUCGCUACUGUUUUCAAUCGCCGAGCGUCUACACCAGGGUCCCCGUGUUUGUCGACUGGAUCAAAGAAAACUCGCAAUAGUUGAUCGCUUUCGACAAUUAAAUGAAGCAGAAAUAUAGGCGACGUGAAGAGUGUUUCAUUUAUAUCGUUUUUCAUUGAAUGUCUUAAUAAUUAACAGCUUCUUUACA